GGGCCGGCGACUCGAAGUGGACUUCCGGGUCACGGCGGAGCGGGCUCUCACGUGGAGGCGGGGAAAUUUCGCCCACCGAGUGAAUGCAUUUGGUCGCAGGGCUAAAGAGGAGGAUGCUAUACUUUUCUAAAUGGCAGAGAUGGGGAGAGAAGGGGAUUAAGAGUUGACCCGCAACGUCCCGGUGGAUUCUUUGUUCUUACCAGAUCGCUUGGCCACUCCCCUAUUCUGAAGUCGUCUUGGCUCUCUUGACUACACUAUUUCAAGGAAUGAUCACCAAGACACACAAAGUAGACCCUGGGCUCCCAGAGAAGAAAAAGAAAAAUAAAGUGGUCAAAGAACCAGAGACUCGAUACUCAGUUUUAAACGAUGAUUACUUUGCCGAUGUUUCUCCUGUAAGAGCCACAUCCCCCUCUAAGAGCGUGGCCCAUGGGCAGGCACCUGAGAUGCCUCUAGUGAAGAAAAAGAAGAAGAAAAAGAAGGGUGUCAGCACCCUUUGCGAGGAGCAUGUAGAACCUGAGACCACGCUGCCUGCCAGACGGACAGAGAAGUCACCCAGCUCCAGGAAGCAGGUGCUUGGCCACUUGGAGUUCCUUAGUGGGGAGAAGAAAAAGAAGAAGUCACCUCUGGCCAUGUCCCAUGCCUCUGGGGUGAAAACCUCUGCAGACCCUAGACAGGGUGAGGAGGAAACCAGAGUUGGCAAGAAGCUCAAAAAACACAAGAAGGAAAAAAAGGGAGCCCAGGACCCCACAGCCUUCUCAGUCCAGGACCCUUGGUUCUGCGAGGCCAGGGAGGCCAGGGAUGUUGGGGACACUUGCUCAGUGGGGAAGAAGGAUGAGGAACAGGCAGCCUUCGGGCAGAAACGGAAGCGGAAGAGCCCCAGAGAACACAAUGGGAAGGUGAAGAAGAAAAAAAAAAUCCACCAGGAGGGAGACGCCCUCCCAGGCCACUCCAAGACCUCUAGGUCCAUGGAGAGCAGCCCUAGGAAAGGAAGUAAAAAGAAGCCAGUCAAAGUUGAGGCUCCGGAAUACAUCCCCAUAAGUGAUGACCCUAAGGCCUCCACAAAGAAAAAGAUGAAGUCCAAAAAGAAGGUAGAGCAGCCAGUCAUCGAGGAGCCAGCUCUGAAAAGGAAGAAAAAGAAGAAGAGGAAAGAGAGUGGGGUAGCAGGAGACCCUUGGAAGGAGGAAACAGACACGGACUUAGAGGUGGUGUUGGAAAAAAAAGGCAACAUGGAUGAGGCGCACAUAGACCAGGUGAGGCGAAAGGCCUUGCAAGAAGAGAUCGAUCGCGAGUCAGGCAAAACGGAAGCUUCUGAAACCAGGAAGUGGACGGGAACCCAUUUUGGCCAGUGGGAUACUGCUGGUUUUGAGAACGAGGACCAGAAACUGAAAUUUCUCAGACUUAUGGGUGGCUUCAAAAACCUGUCCCCUUCGUUCAGCCGCCCCGCCGGCGCGAUUGCAAGGCCCAACAUGGCCCUCGGCAAGAAGGCGGCUGACAGCCUGCAGCAGAAUCUGCAGCGGGACUACGACCGGGCCAUGAGCUGGAAGUACAGCCGGGGAGCCGGCCUCGGCUUCUCCACCGCCCCCAACAAGAUCUUUUACAUUGACAGGAACGCUUCCAAGUCAGUCAAGCUGGAAGAUUAAACUCUAGAGUUUUGUUCCCCCAAAACUGCCAUAGUUGCUUUGAUUAUUCCAUUUAUGCUGGAGAUUACAAAUUUUUUUUGUGAAAAAAUCAGAUCUUGGUGAUGACCUCGAGCAGUAGGUUAUAAAUAACUCCCAUAAGCUUAGCGUUCCAGUAAUGGAACACUAGGCAUAAAUGGUUCAUUCAGUUGUGCAAAUGAAAGCCAUCUGACAGUUGGCUCACAUUGAACACCUGUGGAGAUUAAGGAUGAGGACAACUAUAUUGAUGGGCUUGGAUGAACUGGGGCGGGGCAGCUCAUAUUUCGGGAGCAAGGAGAACGAGUGAUGCUAAAACCUCCUGUUUUCUGUGUUAAACAUUCCGUCCCUGUUUGAGACAUCAGUAUGUACAGUUAACCUUUGUUGAGUGUUUAGCAGGUGCUAGGCACAUACUAGUGUUUUCCUUAAUGUAUUUAAUCUUCAUAAUUAUGAAAUGGGUGCUAUUAUUAGCCCCAUCUUAUAGAUGAGGCAACUGAGGUUCAGGGAUAAAGUAAUAAAAUUGCCUGGGGUCACCCAGCCACUAA
Messenger RNA from Pongo pygmaeus (Bornean orangutan), 2197 nucleotides. It is a transcript of the gene KNOP1, whose product is annotated as lysine rich nucleolar protein 1. Bases 267 to 1640 code for a protein of 457 amino acids. Lineage: Eukaryota; Metazoa; Chordata; Mammalia; Primates; Hominidae. The record is from RefSeq and is a predicted model, not a curated record. The transcript is spliced from 6 exons.